Lynx canadensis (Canada lynx) is the source of this 2309-nucleotide messenger RNA. It is a transcript of the gene MTERF2, whose product is annotated as mitochondrial transcription termination factor 2. Lineage: Eukaryota; Metazoa; Chordata; Mammalia; Carnivora; Felidae. Bases 931 to 2100 code for a protein of 389 amino acids. The record is from RefSeq and is a predicted model, not a curated record. Gene Ontology annotation, biological process: regulation of DNA-templated transcription; termination of mitochondrial transcription. Gene Ontology annotation, molecular function: double-stranded DNA binding. The transcript has 4 exons. Gene Ontology annotation, cellular component: mitochondrial matrix.
UCUUUUAUAAAUUAGUUCUUUCCUAUGGAAUUAUUUUGGGAAUUCUAAAUGGCUACUGCUUAAAGACACAGCGGCUUCUGAAUUCUACAUUUUUUCUUAUGGGCUGGUGACAUUCCUCAAGGGACAAAACGACCGGAACUCCCGUUUCCUAAAUGCUGGUAAGGAAAGGGUGUGAAAACAGCCGCAGUAAUUGCUGGCUCCUGGCUCUGUUCCCUGGAAAGCUGAUUCCCACGCUGGCAGGCCUCCCCCGCGCAGCCCAGCUUUGCGUAGGGUCACGUAACCUGUGUCCUGCGCCCUGAUUGGUUGCGUUGGGACUCCGGGGACAUACGUCUGCGAGCUCACGUCUGGCGGGGGGGGGGGGGGGGGGGGGGGGAGGGCCCUCUCAGGUCUCCUGCUUCGUGAUUGGCUGUGGAUAGAGGGGCUGGUGGCCUGGGUGGCACUCCUGAGGGAAAUUCGCCGGCUUCUUGGGACCCUGGUCUCGGGACCUUGAUCCUGUUCCCAGGCCUGGGGAAGACGGCCCACCAAGGGAAACCUUCGCGGGGUGGGGGGGAGGGAGGAAGGACGGAGCCAGAGACCCGGGACCGACUGUGUCUUCAACGGAGCGGACAGUUUCAGUUAACAAAUACUGAUUUUGUUCCCCUGUGGACCAAGUUCUUUGCUGGGUGCGAGAGACAGAGCAGAACGGCACACAGACCUUGCCCUCCCAGUGCUUGCGGAGAGUCUGUGGCUCUCUCCAGGUUCUCCAGUGCUGUUUGUGAUCCCAAGUGCCACUGAAAAGUUUAUUGCAGGGACAUGACAAGAUCACAUUUUGAGAAGUUGGAGAGAAGCUCAAGUGAUUAACUGAAGCCCUGGAUGAAAACAGGAUCUCUAAGGAGAAUCUGUAAGGUGCAAUAAAUACCUUCUGAGUCCCAGGACGGUGGCAAUUAGCCAAUGGUUGCAGGCAUGUUGUGGAAGUUGCUGAUAAGAUCCCAGCCCUGCAGGCUGUGUUCUUUCAGAAAGAUGCUAUCGGCUCCAAAAUACAGACCCUUUCUAGCGUGCUUCACCUAUACAAAUGAUCAUCAGUCAAACAAAGAAAAUAAAAGAACAGUGGAAAAGCUCUAUAAAUUUUCAGUCGACAUCAGGAAAAUUCGCAGACUAAAAGGAUGGGUACUUUUUGAGGAUGAAACCUAUGUUGAAGAAAUCGCAAAUGUUUUACAACAACUAGGUGCUAACGAAACCGCUGUAGCCAGUAUUUUGGAACGCUGCCCAGAAGCAAUUGUCUGCAGUCCAACGGCUGUUAACACCCAGAGAGAACUCUGGCAGUUGGUCUGCAAAAACGAGCAAGAGUUAGUCAAGUUAAUAGAACAGUUUCCAGAAUCUUUCUUUACUGUUACAGACCAGGAAACUCAGAAGCUGAACAUUCAGUUCUUUCAAGAGUUGGGACUCAAAAAUGUGGUCAUUAGCAGGUUUUUGACAACUGCAUCUAAUAUUUUUCAUAAUCCUAUUGAGAAAAAUAAGCAAAUGAUAAGUAUUCUCCAAGAGAGUUACCUAAAUUUAGGUGGCUCCGAGGCCAACGUGAAAGUUUGGUUACUGAAAUUAUUAAGCCAAAACCCAUUUAUUUUGCUGAAUUCUUCUGCAGCUAUAAAGGAAACACUAGAAUUUCUCCAGGAGCAAGGUUUCACAAACUUUGAUAUUCUCCAGCUUCUCUCCAAACUCAAAGGAUUUCUUUUUCACCUUUGCCCCAGAAGUAUACAGAACAGCAUUUCCUUCUCUAAAAGUGUUUUUAAAUGCACAGAUCAUGACCUGAAGCAAUUAGUUUUGAAAUGUCCUGCCAUUUUAUAUUAUUCUGUUCCAGUUUUGGAAGAGAGAAUUCAGGGAUUAUUGAAAGAAGGAACUUCCAUAGCUCAGAUAAAAGAGACGCCAAUGGUUCUUGAAUUAACACCGCAGAUAGUACAGUACAGGAUAAAGAAACUGAAUUCCCUAGGCUACAGAAUAAAGGAUGGACAUCUGGUAAAUCUAAGUGGAACAAAAAGAGAAUUUGAGGCUAACUUCGGCAAAAUUCAGGCCAAAAAAGGAAGGCCAUUGUUUAACCCUGUGGCACCAUUAAACAUUGAAGAGUAACUUGCAGACUGCGGCUGCUUUCUAGUAUUGCAGAGUGAAGCUGAGUAGCAAGGACUGGAGUCAGUUUGUAGGCACUAGUAAUUUUAAGAAACUGCUUAGCUUCUGAGUUGUCUUAAGUUACAUCUGAGUAGAUAAUCUCUGACUCAUUUGCUAUAUCUUAAGAUAUAAACUGCAUUUAUUUUAAAUAAAGUUGGUAAUUUUGACUUUGA